This is a messenger RNA of Heterostelium album PN500, 3126 nucleotides long. RefSeq lists its product as uncharacterized. The record is from RefSeq and is a predicted model, not a curated record. Gene Ontology annotation, molecular function: DNA binding. NCBI's taxonomy places the organism in Eukaryota, Evosea, Eumycetozoa, Acytosteliales, Acytosteliaceae. Bases 1 to 3126 code for a protein of 1041 amino acids. The transcript is spliced from 4 exons.
AUGACAUCCAAUAUUAUUCAACCUAGUGAAGAUCCAAACGACGAUGAUGAGUCUCAUCCUGUACAAGAGGAGCAUAACCAACGUAUCCGUACAACCAGAGAAAAUAAUAAUAAUAAUAAUCCUCAAUCAACACACCAUCAUCACCACUAUCACCCAUCUUUAUUUUACAGUAAUACCAACAUUAUGCAUCAAUUACAACCACCACAACAGUCGUUUCCAAUGUAUUAUCCAUAUAAUAAUAAAUAUUUACAACAGCAACAACAACAAACUCCUUCACCACAACCACCACAACAACAGCAGCAACAACCACUACCACUACCACCACCACCACCACCGCAAACACAACAACAAACAAAUAAUUUUAUAACACAUCACAACAAUAUAAAUCCUAUAUUGGGAAUGAACAGUACCACGGUCACAGGAUCGUCAGCAACCAAUAAUAAUAUUACAACAAAUCCUAAACACUUGUCAAAACCUCAAAAUGCAAUUGGAGGUGAUAUUUCUGAAGUUAACUAUGGUGGUCGAACAUCGUUGAAUGGCUUUGGAAGCCGUACAACUGGUAAUUUCUUUCAUCAUCUCCACCAAUCAGCACCAUCCACAUUCCAAACUUUGAACUCCUCCAUGGAGUUUGAGGAGCAUCAUCAACAACAAUUAUGUCCUUCAACAACAACAGCAACAAUAUUAACUCAUCAUAAUAAUAAUAACAUUGAAUCAAAUAGUAAUAAUAACAAUAACAGUAACAAUAAUAACAAUAACAAUAGCAGUAAUAAUAAUAAUAAUAAUAAAUCUAAUUUAAAUAAUAAUAAUAAUAAUAAUAAUCAUACAUCAUCUAUAAUAGGAGAUGCUAAUGAUUGUUCUAAUGGUAGUGUUUCAAAGUCUAGUAAUAGUUAUAUAAUUAGCAAUCAUCCAAAUGAUAAUAAUAAUAUUAUUAUUUCCAAACAAACAACCUCAAGUAAAUUGACAUCAACUUCAAUAUCUUCUUCUGUAAAUGAAUCAAAUCAACAUCAUCAAACAAUUAACAUUGCACCACCAACAACUACAACAACUACAACAAUGAACAUAAGAUCACAUUCACCGUCCACCUCCUCCUCAGAAUCAAGUUUGUCAGUGCCUCCUCUAAAUGUAAAUUUACAUCAAAUUGUAAAUCAAAGUAGUAAUGAUUUUGACGGAUCACCCAUACCAUAUGAAUUAUAUCAAAGUUAUCAAUCUUCACAACAAAUAAAUUAUCAUCACCAUCAUCACCAUCAUCAAUUACAAAAUAUUCCAAGCUCUUCUUCAUCAUCUUCUGGGUCAUCGAACCAUGGUAGUAGUCAUUUUGAUUCACCUAACACCUCGCCACACUCAACGCCAUCACAAAGUACAGCAAGUGAAAAUGACAGUCCCAAGUCAAUGAAAAGCGAAGAUAAGAAAUCAACACAACAUUUUUUCAAUUCACAUCAACAUCAACAACAUCAUCAACAACACCAACAACAUCAAGAAACACCCUCGUCUCCACCUCAAAUGGCGACAUUUGGAAAAACAAGUAUUGCCAGUUUAACUUCUCUACCAAACAAUAACAACGAUAGCGAUAAUAAUAACAAUGAUAACGACAAUAACGAUGAUGACAAUAACAAUAAUAACAAUGUAUCAACAUCAGAAGAUCAACCAAACUUGAUUGAAGAUGCUCUAAAUUCAACCAUCACUAUCGAUGGUGGACCAAAGUUUAAUAAUCGUGGCUACGAAAUAUGUGGCUAUAUGAACCAACACACAAGACCUUGCCAAAGAAUAGGUCGUUGUCCAUUCCAUGCCGACAAGAAAGAGAAAGACAAACAAAACCAAUUGGGACAAUCACAAUCCAUUGGUUUGAAUACUACUAUGACAACGACAACAACAACAACAACUUCAACUUCUUCUUCCUCAUCCUCAUCUUCCUCCACUUCCUCUUCCUCUAUACCAAAGCCAAAGAGGAAAGAAUCGAUCGAUGCUUCAGACUCUGUGGAAAGUCCACCGAUGUCUUCGUCACCACCAUCGAGCAAUGGAAUGCUUGACACAUCAGAGAAACCAUCGAACCCAUUGAAUUCCAGUGAGGAAGUGCCAAAUACACCUCUGAAGAAAUCACCUUUCAAACAAGGUUGGUCAAGAGACGAACACAUUCGUUUUCUUCAUGGAAUUCAACUGCAUGGUCGUGGCGCUUGGAAAGAGAUCUCCAACAUUGUUAAAUCGAGAACUCCAACCCAAAUCCAAUCACACGCUCAGAAAUACUAUCUCAGACAGCAACAGACCACCAAAAACAAACGAUCCAUUCAUGAUCUCUCAUUGGAGGAAUUGAUUCAACUAAAUGAUCCAACUGCCCAUACACUUGCUAAAAAGAAAACAAAGAACUCAAAGAAACAAAAAACAAACAACAAUAACAAUAACAACAAUAAUAACAAUAAUAAUUCAAAUAACAAUAACAAUAGCAACAAUAAUAACAAUGAAGAAAACGAUUUCCACAAUAGUAAUCAUUCAAAUAACAAUAAUAUAGAUUUAAAAUAUGAAAGAAUAGAUCAACAUAAUUCAAUAAGUAAUGAAUAUUUAGUAAAAGGAGUUCCGAAUUUUGAUGGUAAAUUUAUGAAUGGACAAUUCAAUCAGGCAAAUGGCAAUCAGGUUCAACAUGCAAUUCCUAUAUAUCCUUAUGUUUCGAGUAGUCCGGAGCUGGGUGGUCAUAUGGGUAGUGGAGGCCAGUUGCAUCACUCUGGCAGUGCUCAUUCGCCAACACUAUCGCCGUCGCCACCAAACUCUGCACGAAACUACCAUCCUCCACCACAUAAUCCAUACAGUCCUUACCACCACCUCUACCACAACGGCAGCCAUGCAUCGCCACCACCACCAAACUCUGCGAUACACCCACACCAUUCCGCACAGCAGCAGCAACCACCACCACCACUUCACCUCUAUGCUCACCAACAACCGCAAUAUUUACACAUGCCACCAAAUGGUCCGCCUUCCAUUCCAUACGGUAACAGUCACGAUAUAGUCUAUCAUCCUUCACAGUACCACAUUCAACAGCACCCACAGUUUCUCCAUAUGAUACCAUACUAUGAAAAUUAUUAUAAUCCUCAGAAUCAUCUUAAAACAACAAUACCUACCUUACCUCUUACCCAAUAA